CACAUCACCCGUGUAGACGAUCCCUCCGCCAUUUCUGUGAAAUUUUAAGAUGGCUACCAUGCACGUACUGACUUAUUUCGUUUUCUCGUUGAUGCUGACAACAGUUAUUUGUCAGACGUUCCAGUACAGUCGCGGUUGGACGAAUGGUAAAAGAUCGUCGUCCAUGCUGGAGGAUCUCGUGAAUUCCCCCAGCAAGAAUGCGGGUCAAUUAGACAAUAUCCUUGUUAACUGUGAGUUACAGAAGAUGAGAUUACUACUUCAAGGAAACGGUUACAACCAGUUAUUACAACUUCCUUGCGAAUUUUUCGCUGUUCCGAAAAGGAGUUUCCCCGAAUCAAUGGCGAACGUCGAGCAUUAUCGACGACAGCCUCCGUCCAUCAAUAAUAAUUAUUAA
Messenger RNA from Dufourea novaeangliae, 394 nucleotides. It is a transcript of the gene Crz, whose product is annotated as pro-corazonin-like. Bases 50 to 394 code for a protein of 114 amino acids. Gene Ontology annotation, biological process: positive regulation of heart contraction. The transcript is spliced from 3 exons. The record is from RefSeq and is a predicted model, not a curated record. NCBI's taxonomy places the organism in Eukaryota, Metazoa, Arthropoda, Insecta, Hymenoptera, Halictidae. Gene Ontology annotation, molecular function: corazonin receptor binding.